Molecule: messenger RNA, 1793 nt
Organism: Dicentrarchus labrax (European seabass)
Lineage: Eukaryota; Metazoa; Chordata; Actinopteri; Moronidae
Product: CD209 antigen-like protein C
Exons: 8
Coding region: 1-744 (247 amino acids)
Biological process (GO): biological process involved in interspecies interaction between organisms
Cellular component (GO): external side of plasma membrane
Molecular function (GO): carbohydrate binding
Source: RefSeq, a predicted model, not a curated record
AUGACUUUGGACGAAGAGAACCAACCUGAUGCUUCAUCCAGGGGUAAAAAAAAAUCUCUACCGACUGGUUGCUGUGAGCUUUGGACUCCUGUGUAUCCUACAAGCUGCUCUCAAUAUUUCCUGCGUCUCGCUCUCUAUAAUUCUGAAAGUAAGACAACAGGUAUUGAGGCCGGAUGCAAAAACCUGACUGAAGAAAGGGACGAGUUGAAGAAGAAUCUGACUGACUUUGCUUUACAGCUGAAUUCCCUGACUGCAGAGAGAGACGAGCUGAACAGGGAGCUGAAUAAUUCUGCUUUACAGCUGAAUUCUCUGAUUGGAGAGAGAGACGAGCUGAAGAGGGAACUGAAUUUUUGGGUUCACUAUUCCAAACAAGGAUGGGUGUAUUUCAGUGGUAGUGUCUAUUAUAUUUCUUCAAUCAAGAAAACCUGGAAAGCCAGUAGAGAUGACUGUCGGCAAAAAGGUGCUGACCUGAUGAUUAUCAACAGCGAAGAAGAGCAGAAUUUCACCAGACAAUUGAAGGAUAACAUGUGGAUUGGACUGACUGACAGUGAGACAGAGGGGACGUGGAAAUGGGUUGAUGGGACUCCACUGACCACAAGCUACUGGAUGGAUGGUGAGCCUAACAACUAUGACCUUAAAGAAGACUGUGUAGAAGUAAAACAACAUGAAAAGAAAAACAGCUGGAAUGAUAUCAAAUGUGAUCUUCCAAACUUCUGGAUCUGCGAAAAGAAAGUGUCUCUGUAACUCAGCAUCCAAACUCACCAGAUGUCUGUACAUCUUUUUCUUUUUGCUUUGGCACUGCAUCCACACAAAGUCAUUACAAUGAAAAAAUAAUGAAUACCUGCUCCGGUAUUCAUUCCCUGUCUUUUUUUUUUGUAUUGCAACUGCCUCGCUUCCCCCUCCACUUCCAAGUGAAAAAAAGCGAACGCCGCUAUCUAGAGCCAGUGUUUGGUUUGUCCGUUCUGGUCCAUUGUAGAAACAUGGUGGUUCAACAUGGCGGACUCUAUAGAAGGCGACCAGCGGCUAUAUUCAGGUGAAACUAAUGAAAACAUACCUAUGAAUAUUACAUGCCAUUUUUGACAUUAGAUGUUUCUAAAUGUUAAACAACCUUUAAAGGACAGAUUUAAUAUACCAUACUUAUACAGCAAUGUUCUCAUGAAAAUAAUGAGAAUAUUUAUUUUUUGGUGAAUUUCAAACUGAGAAAUGGUGCAUCUCUCGACUUUAUUGAUUUUACUAUAUUACAGUACUAUAAUGGCAAUUUAAAUCAAACUAUUUAUGCAUCCAAAUCUGCCUGCAAAUGUGUGUGCGUGUUACACCAUGCUCUUACCGUCUAAAGCGUCAACUUCUGUGUGAACUCACUUCUUUGUCGAGUUGGUAUCUAUAGCUUAGUUUCAAACCCCGACCACAUACAGUAACGAGCAGAGGCAGGGAAGGAAAUAUUCACAGACAAUGCAAAAAAUGAUCAUCAAAGUUUGAACUGCAUUUAGAUUGAAGAUUUAAGAGACAUUGUUGUGAAUAUGAUAAACAUACUUCUUUUAUUAAAUGAAAUAGUUUCAUAAUUUUUUGUUAAUCACAUUCAGAAAUUCCAGUUUUACUCUUAAGAUGUAAUCAAACUUUACAUGGUAUAGGAAGCAUAAGUGUAUUUUGGUACCUCAACUGUGUCAAUAGUGACCACAUAUUCUCACUUCUGAAGGAAAUGCUUUUAAUAUCAACUGUACUUACAGUUCUGUACUUGCAGCCAGGAUUAUUUUAAUCAAAUAUGUAUGUCUUAAUAAAGUCAUAUUUUAAGGUGA